Molecule: messenger RNA, 1627 nt
Organism: Funneliformis mosseae
Lineage: Eukaryota; Fungi; Glomeromycota; Glomeromycetes; Glomerales; Glomeraceae
Source: the annotation of a GenBank genome assembly
AACAGAAGGAGGUAAACCAAUUUUAACAACAGAUUUAGUACAAAGCAUUAUGAAAAGUCAGGGAAAGAAAACUACAGUAGAGAGUAGCUCAGCAACUAUAGCAGCAAAUGCUGGAAAUAAAGACAACCCGAUUUAUGUUGUAAUUGAAGAAGCGCGUGGAUACAUGUUUUGGCGCGCGUUGCGUUGGGUAGGAAUUACAUUUACGUAUGCUUUCUGUAUACUGACCUUCCUUAGUAUCGCUAUGGAAAAUUCCGGUCUAUUAAAGACCGGGGGAUCACAGUCAGAAUAUGAGCCAUCUUCUCAACAGGUGGUUAAAUUUUCUGAUGUUCAUGGUGUUGAUGAAGCCAAGGAAGAAUUAGAAGAAUUGGUUGAAUUCUUAAGAGAUCCAUCAAAGUUCACUGGUUUAGGAGGUAGAUUACCUAAGGGAGUAUUAUUAACUGGACCUCCAGGUACUGGAAAAACAUUGCUGGCGCGUGCCGUUGCCGGUGAGGCAGGUGUACCAUUCUUUUUCAUGUCAGGCUCCGAAUUUGAUGAAAUGUACGUUGGAGUUGGAGCCAGGAGAGUCCGUGAACUUUUUGCUGCUGCAAGACGCAAAGCGCCUAGUAUAGUUUUUAUUGACGAGUUAGAUGCAAUUGGCUCAAAACGUAAUCCCAAAGAUCAAACAUAUAUGAAACAGACGCUCAACCAAUUAUUAGUCGAUUUGGAUGGGUUUUCACAAACGGAGGGAGUUAUUUUCAUCGCGGCAACGAAUUUUCCAGAACUCUUAGAUAAGGCAUUAGUUCGUCCCGGUCGAUUUGACAGACACGUCGAAGUUCCCCUCCCAGAUGUUCGUGGUAGGAUGCAAAUUUUGUCGCAUCAUUUAAAAAAUGUUCAAUUGUCACGUGAUGUGAACAUAAGUGUUAUUGCACGAGGUACACCAGGAUUCUCGGGUGCUGAUUUAGCUAAUUUAGUUAAUCAAUCGGCAAUACAAGCUUCGAGGGACGGUUCUCGUGAAGUAGCAAUGAGACAUAUGGAACAUGCCAAAGAUAAAAUAAUCAUGGGCGCCGAACGCAGAUCUGCCGUAAUUACAGAUGAUAGUAAACGAUUAACUGCAUAUCAUGAAGGUGGUCAUGCACUUGUAGCAUUGUAUACACCGGGAGCAUUACCAUUACAUAAAGCUACAAUCAUGCCACGAGGUAAUAGUUUGGGUAUGACUGUUCAAUUACCCGAGAUGGAUAAAGACAGUUAUACCAAGAAAGAAUAUCUUGCAAUGAUUGAUGUUGCUAUGGGUGGUAGAGUUGCAGAAGAAAUGAUAUUUGGUAAAGAAAACGUGACAACUGGUGCACACAAUGAUAUCUCGACAGCAACAAAUGUAGCUAAACGUAUGGUUACAUUGUUUGGAAUGAGUGAUAAGGUUGGUCCAGUAGCCCAUCCAGAAGAAGAGAUGGAACAAUUAAGUACACAAACUAAACUAGUUAUAGAAACUGAAAUUAAGGCACUAACAGAGAAUGCUCAAAUACGUGCAAGUAAUUUAUUAAAAACUCAUAAAGAAGAGUUACAUAGAUUAGCAAAAGCAUUGAUGGAUUAUGAAACUCUUUCACAAGAAGAAAUUGAAUUAGUUGUUAAAGGAAAAAAUAUUCAACGAUAA